UUAUCGAUGUGUUCUGUAAAAUAGUUCUUUUUUCACAAACAAAUAAUAAAUAAACGUUAAAUGAAAUAUUAAUUUUUUGAAUAUGUCGGCCUUUAUUUUCUGUGUUGAUUCCAGUAGUGGACUUCCCAUAUUUUCAAGGAAAAAAGGAAAUGUAGAUAGCCUACCAUUCUCAAUCAAAGGUUCGUUGAAUGGAGUUCACAUGUAUGGAAAAUCCUUGAAUCUAGAAUUACUGAAUACUCUCACUGAAGAUUACUGUAUUAGCUGGAAAGAAUUUGAAGAUAGUGUCAUUCUUAUUGGAAUAUCCAGCGGGUGUACCAAGGAGGUACUGAACAAUCUCUUAACUUCAGUUUUCAACUCAAUGGUUCUGAUAGUUGGAAUUGAAGAAAUAAAAUCACAAAGGAUAAUUGAUAGAUUGAAGAGGGAAUUAAAAACCUGUUAUCCAUUGAUUGACCGUUUGAUGGAUUCAUUAGAUUGUGGUGGUACAAAUAACAAAUAUUACUCAGACAUUGUUGGAUUGGCAGAAUGUAUCUUAUGCCCUGAGAAUCAUUUGAUACAGAUUUUAUUAGAGUCGUAUAUGGAGUAUGUAGACUCAUUAUACAGCUGUGUGUUAAUCAAUGGGAAAAUAUGUGUAGCUACAGAGAGUUGGUGGUCACUUGAUCCUGAGGAAAUAAAACUUCUGUCCUUAUUAGCUAUGUCAGAAGGUGGAACAUCUAAAGACAUUCCAAUAUUUCUCCCUUAUAAAAGUCCAACGAUGGCUUUUAGAUUUGUUGCUUGUACAUUAAUUCCAGAUGUCCAAAUUUGUUCAUUAUGUGGUCCAACUCCAAAUUUGGUUGAAAUAGAACGUUCUGUAACACAAUGUUUCAAAUCUUCAACUGAACUAUUUACGGCAGCUCUACAUACUCAUCCGAGAAAUUUUCCUGCUUCCUGUCAAGUAGAUAGUGGAAUUUUAGGUUUACUACUUGUUAACUACUCUGCUGGAAAGUAUGUUAUAUCAAAAAAUCCCCAUCAAAAUGCAACAAAGAAAAUAGCCAGUAGUUCACAUAGGCUUGAUAUAUUAAGAACAUUUUACUAUAGAAUGGUUCUUUCAUUUCUUAUGAAUGAGGAUGAUAAGAAAAGAGUGAAUAUAGAAAAAGAAACUACCAAGAAAAAUGACAAAAAGAAAGUUCAAAAGGAGCAACCAGAUAGUUCAAAUCUUAAUGUUGGAAAAGAAACCUAUUGGUGUUCAGAAUACCACAAAUGUCAUGCAUUGAUUUCUCAAGAGAAUAUUUUAUGUGUUCUAUAUAAUUCCAGUGUUCCAACAUUUGAAAUGAGGUUUAUCACUCAAAGGACCCUAAAAGCCUUGGUUUCUGAUAAACAAAUAUGCUGGUGAAUUUGCAACUUGAUGUAAUAAAUUAUCUGCUUUUAAAAAGUAGAAGAGAAUACUCAUAGUGAAUUUUCUCAUGAAAUUUAUACAAAUGUGAACUCAAGGUGUUUACAUCUUAUCGAACUAUUUUUGUCGAAAUUUGGUAGCUGCUGAAGCCAUUAAAAACAGAAAAUAAUUACUAAUUUUUGAAUCAAAUAUUGGGAAUCUUUAAAUCAUUUUAAAAAUCUGUAGCAGUGUCACAAAUAUUCGUAAUAUCGUGAUUAUUUCCUUUUGUCGUAUAAACUAAAGCUCACCAUACACCUUCAGAUUUCUAAAUUGAAAGUCUUAACAAUGCCCAUUUGCUCUGCUUGCUUGAAAAAUAUCUCUUUUAAGGAUAAAGUCAUCUGUUUCUAAAAGUUUUCAUGGAGAAUGUGUUAAUCUAUCCCUUCAAGAUGUCAAAUUCUUUGGGGAGUCCAGUGACCAGAGAUGCCAAGUCUUCAUCAACAGUUUAAUCACAUUUGUAUUUCUCAUAAAUGUAAAUAUUGUUGAAAAAAGGAUUUUUUAUA
Harmonia axyridis is the source of this 1908-nucleotide messenger RNA. RefSeq names its product protein fuzzy homolog (gene fy). The record is from RefSeq and is a predicted model, not a curated record. Bases 83 to 1369 code for a protein of 428 amino acids. Gene Ontology annotation, biological process: non-motile cilium assembly; vesicle-mediated transport. NCBI's taxonomy places the organism in Eukaryota, Metazoa, Arthropoda, Insecta, Coleoptera, Coccinellidae. The transcript is spliced from 6 exons.